This is a messenger RNA of Aspergillus campestris IBT 28561, 796 nucleotides long. Its product is annotated as nucleoside deaminase. Bases 247 to 735 code for a protein of 162 amino acids. Gene Ontology annotation, molecular function: tRNA-specific adenosine-34 deaminase activity. The record is from RefSeq and is a predicted model, not a curated record. Gene Ontology annotation, biological process: tRNA wobble adenosine to inosine editing. The transcript has a single exon. Lineage: Eukaryota; Fungi; Ascomycota; Eurotiomycetes; Eurotiales; Aspergillaceae.
GUGGCUGGGUAAGUCAUCCCAUCACUAGGCGAGAAAAAACCCGGCACCAUCCAAAUGUCCCACCAAAACAGUCUUUGCACCCUCCAGAGACCUGGUUGUCUGUAUAAGGAUCCAUACAAUACAAGGUACCGAGCUCGGUGUGUACCAUUGUAUCAUCAAUAGCUGACCGUGGCAGGUCAGAGUCUCGGCAAGAUUCACUACACGACGUGGUCCCGUUUCUGCGCCGUCCGCAACACCGACAACAUCAUGAUAUCGGAGACGGAUGCUAGAUACCUGCGUCGAUGCAUCGAGCUGGCUCGUCAAGCGGCUCAGGCGGGGGAUGGUGCCUUUGGGUCAGUCCUGGUGGACGCAGCAGGCGAGGUCUUGAAGGAAGAUCGCAACCGGACGGUCACCAACUCAGACUUCACGCUGCACCCGGAGUUCACGCUGGCCAAAUGGGCCCAGGAUAAUCUCAACCCAACGGAACGCGCCUCUAGCACUGUUUAUACCUCUGGCGAGCACUGCCCGAUGUGCGCGGCUACCCAUGCAUACGCGGGCCUUGGCAGGAUCGUAUACGCUAGCUCGUCCGAGCAACUCGUACAAUGGAAGACAGAAUCUGGGCUGUCCCUGGGCCCAGUUGCGCCGCUCCCGAUCAACCGGGUAGCACCGGAUAUACCAGUCGAGGGACCUGCACCGGGUCUAGAUGAGGAAAUUCGUGAACUGCAUCGUCUGGGUUGGAGUCGAAAGGCGGCAUAGGCAUGCUUCGCGAUUGAGAUCGCUAUUUACGUAUGACCCUAGAGAGGAAGGCUGGUGGCCA